Lethenteron reissneri (Far Eastern brook lamprey) is the source of this 3055-nucleotide messenger RNA. Its product is annotated as choline kinase alpha-like. NCBI's taxonomy places the organism in Eukaryota, Metazoa, Chordata, Hyperoartia, Petromyzontiformes, Petromyzontidae. Gene Ontology annotation, biological process: CDP-choline pathway; phosphatidylethanolamine biosynthetic process. The record is from RefSeq and is a predicted model, not a curated record. Gene Ontology annotation, molecular function: choline kinase activity; ethanolamine kinase activity. Gene Ontology annotation, cellular component: cytoplasm.
AGGAGAGAGGACAGAGAGACGGAGCGAGGACUCGAUCUACAUUGGGAUAGACCGGACAGAAGGCAGCAGAAAGGUGGAGAGAGACACAGGCAAUAUAAAAAAAAAGUUUGACUGGCUGGAAGGGACGGGCGGACACAAGAUCUUCCGGCGCGAUGAGUGAGCACGAGGCGCCCGGCCUCGGUUCGGACAGGACGAGAGGCGCGGAGGCGGACGAGGAACAGGACGAGGUGGAGCGCAAGGCCACUGUCCCCGCAGAGACCAAGAGGCUCGCCUUCGUGUGGUGCCAGGAGUACCUGUCUGGCAUGUGGAAGACGCUGCAGGAGAAUGAGUUUCAAAUCAGUAUUAUAAGUGGGGGGCUCAGCAACUUCCUCUACCUGUGCGCCCUCCCGGACGGGAAGCAGAACUCCAGAGACGAACCAAGAAAUGUCCUUUUACGAAUCUACGGCCGAAUCCUUCAGGGACAAGAUGCGCUAGUACAGGAGAGUGUGAUGUUCGCUAUCCUAGCAGAACGAAUGCUGGGUCCGAAACUCUACGGGGUCUUCCCUCAAGGCCGCUUGGAGGAGUACAUUCCUAGCAGAAGAUUGAGAACUGCAGAGCUUGCUUUACCACAAGUUUCCGCGGAAAUUGCAACAAAACUUGCGAGAUUUCACGAAAUGAAAAUGCCAUUCAACAAAGAGCCCAAAUGGCUGUUCAGCACAAUGAAGAGCUACAUGGAGCAGGUAAUGCUGCUGGAGUUCCCAAAGGAGCCACAGGCGAGGAAGUUUAAGCACUUGAUGUCGUUCAACCUCCCACACGAGAUGGAAGUUCUGGGAAACCUUUUGGCCGCCACCCCCUCCCCCGUCGUGUUUUGUCACAACGAUUGUCAGGAAGGCAACAUUCUCCUCUUGGAAGAUGAAGUCAAGGCAAAUGAAGACAAACUCAUGAUUAUCGACUUUGAAUACUGCAGCUAUAAUUACAGGGGAUUCGACAUCGGCAAUCAUUUCUGCGAGUGGACCUACGACUACACGCACGACGUGUGGCCGUUCUUCACUGCCAACCUGGACAAGUAUCCGAACCGUGAGCAGCAGCUGCACUUUCUGCGGCAUUACCUAGCAGAGACCCAAGCCGGUAACCACAUGAAUGGCUGCAGCAGCGCUCCAGAGAAUCACGUGGGAGGAGGAGGUCAGAAUGACGUUUCUGGCGGUGGGCGUUUGGGCGGAAGGUCUGCGGACAGCGCGGGACUGCCCAAUGCAAGUGGCGACACCGCGGUUUUGGAGGCCAUGCUGGUGGAGGUGAACAGGUUUGCUCUGGCUUCUCACUUCUUCUGGGGACUGUGGUCCAUCCUCCAAGCACACAUGUCCACCAUCCAGUUUGGAUACUUGGAUUACGCACUGGCAAGAUUUGAGGCAUACUUCAAACAGAAGGAAGUGUUUUCCUAAAGCAUCGCUCCUUCCUGCAGAAGACUACGCCGCCUUGUGUUUGCUCGUGUUCGGAAGCCGAUGUACGAUUUGCAUUUUAUGGUUCUUUGUAACCACUUCCUGUUUGAUUUGUGGUUGGUUUUGAACACAUUCCCGACAUAAGCUUGACACCCAAACGCAAGCAUCCUGUCAGCCUUGACAAUAAGGGUGAACACUUAGGGCACAAUUCGCGUGUUGUCGAAUGUUCAUGUCUGUGUGCUUUUACCAAUGUGUGUCCCCAUUGCCAGCAGUGCGACAGAUUUCCAAAGGGGUGGGACGGAUGAGCUGUCUCGUAUGUUUGUGUGGGGCAUCUGUUCCUGUGCGUGUUGCAGGAACGCCUUGCGUUUCUCCUGCAUCGCGAUAGAAUGUUCAUUCACGGCGUACAUUUGACACUGCCACUGUAAUCUAACGGUACGCCAUAAGAGGUUUUUUAGGGUUAGAUCACGUAAAUAUAUAAAUGUGUCGUUAAAACCCACCACCACCCGACAUAGCCAACUAGUAAGGGUUGUCACGUGAACAGAACGUGGCCAAUUCGUCACUAGUACAGCACGCCGGUGUGUUGGAGAGCCAAGCCACAACAUUUACAAUCUUGAGAACGACGUUUCGCCAGUAAUUACGACUAGCUUCAUCAGGCGACAGCCAGAUUUGUGGAGAAGUCCACCUGUUUCGUUCCUUAUAUAGAGGCGUAGAUGUGUUGACCACGCUUUUGCGCUCUUGCACAAUGUGGUGGCGGGGGGGGGGGAUUACUGAGGCAACGUACAUUAUGCAUGUGCAUUAUGCGAGCCCUUUGAACUUGUCCUUCCUGUCUAUUGUUUAUUAAAAUAGCCCUACCAACGGUAAUCCCUAUUGAAGUACGCUGCCCUUUGUAGGCAUGCAUUUAAAUAAUGUAUUAUUUGAUUAUUCGCUUCCACGUAGCACUAAGGCGGUAGCCGAACGGUUUAAGUUAUUUUGAUUUCUUUAAAUUUAGAUAUUCUCUAAUUAGUCUUGGCCAGUAGUAGCUAGUUUUGCACAAAACUUCAACAUAAUCAAAAUCAAUUGAGUGUCCUUGUUGGCACGCCUGUUCUGCUACUGCUGACAGUUGUAUUUGGGAGGAUUGAAUAUUUCUCUGACGUUCUUUUAGUCUCGUGCUGAUCAUUCGUCCUGUUUGCCCAACAUAACAUUUACCACACGUGCAGCUAAUCCUGUACACACCUUCUGUUGAUUGCGUUUAAUUUACGAAAGCCGAUCUGCUCAUUCGUAGGGAAACCAUUCAAGCGAAGAACCCCUUUACGUGUCGUUUUUCAAAAUCGCACACAGCGGCCAUUUCAUACUGUUUUACAAAAUCAAACUAAUGGGCAUUUUACAAACUCGCAUUUCUCAAUGCCUGUAAAAUUGAUCUUUACGUAGUAUAUUUUAAUCUACGUUUUUUUUUAAAUAUUGCACACUUUAUCAGCAACUGUGAUGUCUUUGUUAACAGUAAAGCAGAAAUGUGCUUUCUGAUCAAAGAGUAAUUGUCUUUGCCUGUUUUAAGAUAAAGGCUGUAAUCUGUAAAGGUAAACAAUACUUGAUUUGAAGUUUUGUUUUUCCUUAUGAUUCUAUUAAAUACCAAACAGAAACAUUAAAAUAUUAACUCCUGCAAA